AUGAACAACUCCACGACAAAUCUUCAAAUCGGCCAAUCAGAGUGUUUUUCUGCUGUCCCUUCUACCGUCUUCACAGUCGCUCUUUCAGUGAUCACUGUUGUAGCAUUUUCAGGAAACUUCCUCCUAAUUGCAGCCUUCCUCAGAGCUUCAAACCUGAAAACAAGUUCUAAUUGGUACAUUAUCAACAUGGCCAUUUCGGAUGUGAUAAGCGUGCUCCUUAAUUGGCCGCUCUAUGCUACGGAAGGGAUGUUAAAGCCUGGAGGAAGCUUAAUUACUAAUCAAGCAAUCGCUACCUUUUUCUGCAAGUUGGGAAUUUAUUCUAGAGCUGUAUUGUACGUGGUGUCGAUUGAGAGCUUGGUGUUAAUAUCUGUUGAUAGAUUCAUUGCGAUUGUGUUUCCACUAAAGGCCAUAAAGAUCACUGCCAGGGUUCGGAAAAUUCUUCUUCUUUUAAGCUGGCUUUUUCCUGUGUGUGGUGCCAUACCAUACUUUUAUCAUUCUAAAAUCUUACUCGAAGGGAGACAGACGUUUUGUAGAAACUUUAUGAACACGUUACUUUUUAAAGUGUAUCAAUUCGCAAGUUUCAUUUUAUUUUAUUUUGCACCUCUGGUUGUACUAUUAGUUGUUCAUUAUAUUGGUUUUGAGCAUCUAAAGAGGCGACUCGUGUUUGAAAUCAGCAGUAAUGAAGGCAGCACACAUGCACUGAGAUCCAAAGAAAACCAGAACAUUUUGAAAAUCUUUCGAGCGGUGACUUUGGGAUUUUUCAUGUGCUGGACGCCUCUUUAUAUUUAUUUGAUUCUAAAAUCGUCACAUCCAACAAUUGUUCUGAAUGACAAAUGUCUUUUAUUUAUUGGUUUGUUAUACUAUGUAUUUCCAUUGAUCAGUACAGCAGUCAACCCAUUUAUUCUGAUUUCACUUAGUUCUAAUUAUCGUGCAGCCGUAAAAGACGUGCUCGCUAAAUGUUUUGCUGUCUUUAAGUGUCGCAGCAACAAAAUUUAUAGUACAGAACAAGUCAUAGACCUUCGAUGA
Messenger RNA from Pocillopora meandrina, 1026 nucleotides. The record is from the annotation of a GenBank genome assembly. NCBI's taxonomy places the organism in Eukaryota, Metazoa, Cnidaria, Anthozoa, Scleractinia, Pocilloporidae.